AUGGGGAAGGAGCAGGAGCUGCUGGAGGCCGCUCGCACCGGGAACCUGCCCGCCGUGGAGAAGCUGUUAUCGGGGAAACGCCUCAGCUCCGGCUUCGGGGGCUCCGCGGGGGGCGGAGGAGGAGGAGGCGGCUCCGGGGGGGGAGGCGGCGGUGGAGGCAGCGGCAGCGGCGGUGUGGGGCACCCGCUGUCCAGUCUCCUCAGCAUCUGGAGGGGGCCAAAUGUGAACUGCGUUGACAGUACUGGAUACACUCCACUGCACCAUGCUGCUUUGAAUGGUCAUAAGGACAUUGUGGAAGUUCUGCUGCGGAAUGAUGCACUAACCAACGUAGCAGACUGCAAAGGCUGUUAUCCUCUUCACCUGGCUGCUUGGAAAGGAGAUGCAGACAUAGUGAAGCUCCUCAUCCACCAAGGACCUUCACAUACCAAAGUGAAUGAGCAGAAUGCUCUUGAGAUCAAAGAACUCAAAAAGUACGGCCCCUUUGACCCAUAUAUCAAUGCCAAGAACAACGACAAUGAGACCGCACUGCACUGUGCUGCACAGUAUGGCCACACAGAGGUGGUGAAGGUCCUUCUGGAGGAGCUGACUGACCCCACCAUGCGCAAUAACAAGUUUGAGACUCCUCUGGACCUGGCUGCACUCUACGGGAGGCUGGAAGUUGUGAAGAUGCUCUUGAACGCUCACCCCAAUCUCUUAAGCUGCAACACUAAGAAACACACUCCUCUGCACUUGGCUGCUAGGAAUGGUCACAAAACUGUAGUCCAUGUCCUCCUGGAUGCUGGCAUGGAUAGCAACUAUCAGACUGAAAAAGGCAGUGCUUUGCACGAAGCUGCUUUGUUUGGCAAGACAGAUGUGGUACAAAUAUUGCUGGCUGCAGGUAUUGAUGUGAACAUAAAGGAUAACAGAGGACUGACAGCUCUGGAUAUUGUGAGGGAGCUUCCCUCUCAGAAAAGCCAACACAUAGCAGCUCUUAUUGAAGAUUACACCAUCGGGAAGAAAAGUGCCAAAGCUGUGGAGAAGACUGUUCAAGCACCACUUGUUCCCCCCACUGAUCCUGUGGGCCGGGUAUCUCAGGGUGAUGUGGAGAAAGCAGUUACAGAACUGAUCAUAGACUUUGAUGUGAACCCAGAAGAGGAGAGCCCAUAUGAAGCUUUGUACAAUGCAACGUCCUGCCACUCCCUGGACAGCCUUGCCAGUGGGAGAUCCUCAGAUCGGGAGUCUCUGAAUAAGGAACCUGAAUCAACUGGUCUCAAAGCAGCAGGAGUCAGGCCUAGGGAACGUCCACCGCCACCUGCCAAGCCACCACCUGAUGAAGAGGAGGAGCAGCAUGUGGAGAAGAUAGGCCAUGGUGCUUCCUGUGAGGCCUCUGGUGCACGAGGAAAGAGCAGGGGAAGUGGAGCUGAAGAAGAGGAACACCCUUACGAGCUGCUGCUUACAGCAGAAACUAAGAAGCCCAUUGCAGUGGAUAGGAAAACGAAAGACCACAGGAGGAGCAGUGGGAGCCGCAGCCAGGACUCUGCUGACGGUCAGGACAUCCAGGUUCCAGAGCAGUUUUCGGGGCUGCUUCACGGAUCUUCCCCCAUCUGUGAGAUAAGUGAGGACCCUUUCAGGCUCGUUUCCUCCGCGGAGAAAGGCGGCACGGAAGCUCCAAGCCAGGCACGUGCUAUGCAGCUGGAGGAUGCUGCCUUACCUGCCUGUGGCUCGGUACGGACCAGCUCUCCAGACCAAACCCAGAAAGUGGUCUACGCGACCGUGCAGCACACGCACGUCAACCGGGCGGAUCCUGGAGCUGUAGGCACGCCCCACGUGCCCCAGCACCCCGGCGGUGCUGAGGACGAGGGGGACAGAGCUGUGGGCAGAGCCCACCCCGGCAGCAAACCCAAGGCUGAGCUCAAACUCAGCCGCAGCUUGUCGAAAUCAGACUCUGAUCUCCUGACCUGCUCUCCGACAGAGGACGAUGCCAUGGGGAGCCGCAGCGAAUCGCUCUCCAACUGCAGCACUGGGAAGAAGAGGCUGGAGAAGUCCCCGUCCUUUGCUUCCGAGUGGGAUGAGAUUGAGAAAAUCAUGAGUUCCAUCGGCGAAGGCAUUGACUUCUCGCAGGAGCAGCAGAGGAUCUCAGGUUCACGGAUGCUGGAGCAGAGUGUUGGGGAGUGGCUGGAGUCCAUUGGCCUGCAGCAGUAUGAGAGUAAGCUGCUUUUGAACGGCUUUGAUGAUGUCCGCUUCCUGGGCUGCAAUGUCAUGGAAGACCAGGACCUUCGGGACAUUGGGAUCGCUGACCCACAGCACCGCCGGAAGCUGCUCCAGGCUGCUCGCUCCCUCCCCAAGUUGAAACCCCUGGGCUGUGAUGGGAACAGUCAGCCUUCGGUUCCUGCAUGGCUCGACUCGUUGGGGCUGCAGGAUUACAUCCAGUCCUUCCUCUCGAGUGGCUACAGCUCUAUUGACACUGUGAAAAACCUCUGGGAGCUUGAAAUAGUAAAUGUGCUGAAGGUGAACCUGCUGGGCCAUCGCAAGCGGAUCAUCGCCUCCCUGGCAGACCGACCGUACGAGGAGCCACCAGCAAAGCCACCGCGCUUCUCGCAGCUGAGAUGCCAGGACCUCAUGUCCCAGACGUCGUCCCCCCUGAGCCAGAACGACUCCUGCACGGGCAGAUCUGCAGAGCUGCUGCUGCCCUGCGGGGACACCGGCAAGAAGCAGCAGGACCGAGGCCUCGAGGCUGCUCCCUACUCCAGAGCUGAGCGCUACAAAGCCCAGGAGGACCGUCGGGAGUCAAAGCUGACCCUGCGCCCCCCCAGUCUGGCUGCCCCCUAUGCCCCAGUCCAGAACUGGCAGCACCAGCCAGAGAAGCUCAUCUUUGAGUCCUGCGGGUACGAGGCCAAUUACUUGGGCUCCAUGUUGAUCAAAGACCUCCGGGGGACAGAGUCUACGCAGGACGCCUGUGCCAAGAUGAGGAAAUCCACAGAGCAUAUGAAGAAGAUCCCCACCAUUAUACUGUCCAUCACGUACAAAGGGGUGAAAUUCAUCGAUGCCUCAAACAAGAAUGUCAUUGCUGAGCACGAGAUCCGGAACAUCUCCUGCGCUGCUCAGGACCCUGAGGAUCUCUGCACCUUCGCCUACAUCACCAAGGACCUGCAGACCAGCCACCACUACUGCCACGUCUUCAGCACCGUGGAUGUGAACCUGACGUAUGAGAUCAUCCUCACGUUGGGGCAGGCGUUCGAGGUGGCCUAUCAGCUGGCCCUCCAAGCCCAGAGAGCAAAGCCCCUGGGUGCUGGGGCAGGAGAAGCCAUUGAAACAAAAUCUUCCAAACCGGUGCCUAAACCACGAGCGGGCAUGAGGAAAUCUGCAGUGCCGCUCCCUCCCGACACCCGUUGUUGUUACUGUCACACGUGUACAACUCACCGCCCCUCCUACCUGCCGCUGCAGUCUGUUAGUCCUGGAUCCAAGCUGGAGCCCCCUGAAGUGGACCAAGACUCCCAGUCUCAUGCCAGUGUCUCCUGGGUCGUGGACCCCAAACAGGACUCCAAGCGGACCCUCAGCACUAAGUAUGAGACCACUAUCUUCUAAAGCAAACACACCCCGUGUCCACCCAGUCUAACCGUGCCUUUGCGAUCUGAUCUGUCCGCUCUAAACCCCCUCUCCCUCCAGCUGCUCGCACUGAGCCCCGCGUAGGCACUACGUCAAUGGCAGCAGCACUUAGGAGACUGUAGACUUAAAACCGGCUUUUGUACCUGAUCACUGCUGAACACUGUGAAUUCUCCUUACUCGGAAACAAGGGUAACACGCUGAUAGGUGUCUGUGAGGCAGGGGGUGCAGGCUGGGGAACCAGAGCUCUGGAGCCAGGAAGCCUCCGGCCGUUGUCACGUCUUUCCCCUCGCUCUGGCACUGUGAAUCCCUGGGGCAAGGUGACACCCCCCAGGCCUUUUCUAUUUCACCUUCUUCUCCUUGGACUGAUGGAGACCUCUUGUCUCUGCGGUGCACUCCCUCCUCCUACACCCUGUCCUUCCCGACUGAGCCACGGCUGCCUACUGUUCAGUGAACUCACCCCGCUCCUACCUGCCGUUCGAACCGACACUAACCACUGUGAUGCUGGCUGCAAAUAACACACGGUCACUACAUUGCCUCACGGGGACCCUUGCCCACAGUCUCUCCCCGUGCAGCCUGAAGCAGAGAACCUGCUCUGAUGGGAGCAUUGGUUCGGGCCGCUGUGAUCGUUCCCACUGUGAGCUCUGUCCCCCUCAGAAGUGAGCUGGGGUUUUGGUUUCAUGCAUUUCAUCCCUUGUAGGAUUCUCUCCCCCCCAUAGUCCUGUUUACACUCACAAACUUCAGAGCUAUGGGCAUAGUUCUUACUCUGCAGGUUAUAAAGAGGUUAAGCUUUUAAAGGCACAUGUUGUUAGCCCGUGCUGGGAAGGAAAGGUGUUGGAGGGGCUGGACACUGCGCUGCUGGAGAGCUGCUCGAGCAGAUGGAGCUCUGCUGUGUUGAGCAGACUUACUUUUUUGCCAAAGGGAGAAAUGGAAUUGAAAUCAGUCUGCUGCUGAUCCCAAAGCUUAUUUUCAGCCUACAAACCAUUGCACAGUGAGGGCUAUAGGGAUCUUGAAACAUCUGUCACCUUCCAUCCUUGAGAGCAAGGAUUUCACUUGGAAGUGGCCCUUGCAUCAGUGGCCACCUCUGCUUUUUCUGGCUGCUUCUCAAGUGCAUAUGUUCUUCCUCUGGGAAAAUGUACCUAUUUCUGUGUAGAAAUGCUACUUUCUCAGUAGAAGCAGCUUUUAAUUCCAGAAUAUGACUGGGAAUCGUUUGCAUAGGAUGGCAGAGCAACUGUCACAGGCCAGAGCAGUCUGGGAAUGCUGUUAUGGUGGUGAAAGCCCCUUUGGCCCAUUCACUUGUGUUUGCAAAACUCACUGAGUUCACAUGGAGGAGAAGGAGGAGGAUUUGAUGACUCUACAGUGUCGGGAGGAAGAAUUCCUGACCCCCUGCUGCUGCUGCUCUUGGAGUUGCUGUGUCCAAGCCGUGUCACCUGGAGAGCUGUGAAGGAAGUGGACAGCAGCUCCCUGCUCACCUCUGUGUGAUGUGUAUGCUGGGCACCUUAGAUAGAAAUGGGGAGGAGGGGCACACUUGGAUCCCCAGUAAAGCUCCAUGUCCAAAUAACAGAGUUUACCCCACAUCUUCCUUGGUUGUCACCCGUUGGCAUCAGUGGGGAGGUCACAACAGCAGCCCUGGGUUAUUGCACCUGGUAUUUAGGGGCUAGGAGCAGCUUGUCUGAGCUUAGAGCUGUUGCCUCAAGGCUUCUCUUUCCCCAGACUUGUGAAAUCUGAUGUUUCAAAAUCUUGAAUCAGCUCUUAGAAGUGAAAUUUGUUCUCCCAAGUCAUUUGUGGCUUAAUGGCACUGAGCAGCAAACUGAUUUCAAAGUGCGGGCUAGGCUGGUAAGAACCCAAGUGAGAGGAACAGAAAGAUUGUCUUAAAGUCAGAGAAACAGGAAGGCUCAGCCUAGUGCCUGUAUUUCACAUGCUGAGGAGCCUCUUACCACAGAGCAAGUGCUCCUCUGCUUAGAGACCCCUGAAGCUGAAGUAUUUCAGGACCAUCCUGCCAACUGCAGUGUGGUGGAUGGACAGCAGAAUAUUGCUGCAUCUGAGGUGCUGUGAGAGGCUGUGGUUGGGUCUGAUCAGCAUCUUUCCAAGCUGUGAGGAAGCCCUGAGGGUUUCUGUAUCAUUCAAAGACAGGAUUGGUGUGGUAGUGCAGUUUCUAUGUGUGUUUACCAUGCCAUAGCCCACCCAUACGCCUGACUCUAGAGGGUCUGAGUUCUUGCAUCUCCCCUGCUCUCAGCAGGUUCCUCAGCACCUCCCACACUGGGUCACCAUAGCAUGUGCCUUUCUAAGGGUGACCAUCCAAACCCAGCUGGGAUCACAGGCAGCUCUGCCUGAACUAGAGCCCCCGCUGCGUGUCCAUAACCCUCACGGUUGUGUCACAUCCUGGCCAUGAGCCUCAUCUUUCCCAGCACUUGUGUUUUAUGACUCAGAAAUCAUUCAUUCCAUUAUCUUCCUUUCUGUUUGCCUCUGCAAAGCUGAGCUCCGGGCAGCUGUCUCCUACCACGGACAUGUAGUAACGGGGCAGAGACCUAAGAAGCAGUGGCCUGCUGACACGAAGAUCAUCUCCAUCUGGUGUCUGCCUUGGAGUUGGGUGCAUGGCUGCUCAGUGAGGGCUCCCAAAGCAGAGGGGGGAAAAGGGAUCCCAGGCACCAGCUGAGGAAAGCAGCUCUCUCCAUGUCUAGCAAAGGGAAGUUGAGACUUCUGAGAGCGAUGUCACCUUUUCUAGCUUGACACAAAUGUUUUUCAACCUCUUUCUUUAAUAAUGUGCAAAAAUGAUGCAGAGCAAAUCCAGUUCACAGUUUAAAUGUAGCACUGCAGGUAUUUUGGUGAGGAAAAAAACGAUAUCCUUAUUUACUGAGAAUCCACGCAGCCCUGAGUACAAUAGGGAGUCUUAGUGGUGGGAGUGGUGUGCACAUCUCUAAUGGUACUUACAUUUGCUUCAGUUCUGGGUGAACAGUAGAGAAUGCCAAAUUCCUGGAAACCACUUCCUCCAGUGUGAGAAGCCUGGCAGGGGAAGUGCAAAUGGAAACAACCUGAGGAGUCUGCAAAGGAUCUCUCACCCCAGAGUGGUUGUGGCCAAGUCUGACGAUGGUACAGAGCUUGCUUCCCCUACAGAGAACUCUUGCAUUGCAAUACUUGAUGUUUCUAUGGCAAGGACACAAUUUCUUCCCAUUUUUCCGCACUGAACCCCUGGAGAUGAGUCCCUUCUCCAGUCUCAUGUGCACCUGAGUUGGUUUUAAAUGCAGUUAUGCCCUGAAGGGUUGAGGGUUUGAGGUUUUUUAAAGUCUAUUCAAUUGUGAUUUAGCACUUUUUUGAUACUAGCUUGUUAUUUAAUUAGUGCAACCGAUUCAGAAGGUGAACAAAUAAGGAGUUAAAUUUGGGGCAUUACACUGAAGCAGUCCAUACCCCAGGAGAAAUCAGACCAGCCUGAGGAUGGCUCAGCCCCCAUCUCAGUCCAGGAUCCCCAAAACCACCAUCUCAAAGGUGCCAUUACUUCCAGAUUAGCAGGGUAUCUGACAGCAGUUUGGGCUGUGACUGACGUGUCUUCACACAGUACUGACUGUUCCCUCGAGGGAGAGGUGUUCAAAUGUGAUUUUCCUUCUUCAGACACACAAAUGUAGCAUGGCACGUGUGUAACCUCGACAGGCAUUAUGAUGGUUGGGGAUGUGGUACCUGCUGCUUUACUAUGAUGGUAUGCCCUGAUAAUUUCUGUUUAACUCCAGUUGCUGCUGUAUGUCAGGAUUUCAUUUAGACUCUCUAGCCAGUGAGGCAGAGAGAUCCGUAAUCCCAAGGGCAUAGACCUGUAAAUGAUAAGGAGGGGGGAGUGGAGAUGAUUAUUUUUUAAGUUGAUGAAUUUAGGAAACCUAACAUUCCUUGUUCUGCAUAUGUUGCAUUCAUACUGGUGUUAAGUGUAAAUAUUUGAUGUGUUGGCAACAAGUCUUUUUGGAGAGAUUGCAAAUUGAACCUCUGCUUGGGAGGAGGGACACCUUUCUUUUUACUUGCAUGAGCUUUCGGAAGGUUGGCUUGGAGGUGAUGUGGUGAUGAAGACUCCAAUCUUCAGGGGACUGUGCUUAGUGACCCUGGUGGUCCUUUCCAGUCCUGUGUGUGAUCCUGUGGUUGUCUUUAGUGAUCCAACAAUUCUUUAGCCAGAUACUCUCUUUCUCACUCCAUAGGCAAAGCAGUUGUUUUGGCAGUGCAUAUUCCCCUUCUAUUUCAAUGGGUUUUCUCAAGGUACUUGCAUGCUGGAGACAGAUCCUGGACCAUGCCAGUCCCUGACUCCCAGUCAUGUUAUCCCACCCAUUGCACAGUAUUCUGCCUCUUCCUCCCUCCAGGGUUUUAUGGUAUCUGUGAGGAAAGUGCCCAAACUUUCUGGUGCUGAGUAUGACUUUUGACUCCAAAUGCAUCUGCUGUAUUCUCUGCCUGGAGAAGGUGGUGCUGCCCUGGGCCUCAGGCCCCUUUUUAAGGACAGAUUGUGGUUUACAGAGUUUGGAUUGUGCGUGGCAUGAGUCCAGGCUGAGAACUCAAGAUAAGUAACUGAGAUGCAGAGUUGUCCUUUUUUAUAUAGGAGGGGAUGAACUUUUUUGGUUUGUUUGGUUUUGGGUUUUUUUCCCCCGAAUUGAAGCUGCUUUAUCCUGUUACAUUUUCUAUUGACAAGGAAAAACAACAAGUUGUUCAGCUGCCAUUGAACUUGCUUUGAGAUUGUUCUUUUAUGAAGAAAUUAUGCAACUUUGGUGGGGUAUGUGCCUGUCCCCUCACAGCUUCCAGGCUGUACCUCUGGUGACAAGUCUGCACCUUCACAAGGCUGCUGAGACACAGACCAGAUGCCAAAUAGUCCCUCUGAACCCGCCCCGUUCUAUGGGCAGCUGAAGUGGAGGCAAUUGCUCUAAUGCUCCUUCCACUGCACUUGAGCAGUUUCUAGCAGCACAGUUUCCUGUAGCUUCCUUCUGCUGAUGUUGUUUCCAUGCAGUCAGACCUUUAUUUUAGAGGUGUUUGCAACACUCUUGUUGCUAAAGGUCUCCCUUUUAUGUUUCCUCUUGGCAUUACUUCCUGUCUUCUUUUAUUUUCCCAAAAGAAAGUACCUGUGCUGCUCUUGCAAAGUCAAUCUAGCUCAAACAUUUUUCUUACCCAUGGAAGAAUAACCUGAGAUUCCCUAAGAGGGCAGAGAACACUCACGUUCAGUUUGCAAUGUAGUCAUUUUUGCUAAUUGUGAUGUAUGGCAGUGGGACUGAUUUGUACUACAAAUGUUAUUUAAUCUGUCUGUAUUUUGAUACUUGAAUUUCCUUUUAUUUCCUGUAUAUACAAUUGUUAAUCUGUUCAAAUUUGUCUGAAUUUUCAAACAUCUUGUGGUACCAAACAUAACCAAUCUGUGCAACGACAUAGACUGACCUCACUACAACAAGGCGAGAGUGUAAAUAUUUCUGGGCUUCCAGCAGUCGUUUUGUUGUUUUCAGAAUUGUACAACUUAGAACAGACUGAAUUAAUAAACCAACUUAGACACGU
This is a messenger RNA of Melopsittacus undulatus (budgerigar), 9081 nucleotides long. RefSeq names its product ankyrin repeat and sterile alpha motif domain containing 1A (gene ANKS1A). The transcript has 25 exons. Gene Ontology annotation, biological process: ephrin receptor signaling pathway. Bases 1 to 3564 code for a protein of 1187 amino acids. The record is from RefSeq and is a predicted model, not a curated record. Gene Ontology annotation, molecular function: ephrin receptor binding. NCBI's taxonomy places the organism in Eukaryota, Metazoa, Chordata, Aves, Psittaciformes, Psittaculidae. Gene Ontology annotation, cellular component: cytosol.